Molecule: messenger RNA, 3953 nt
Organism: Cheilinus undulatus (humphead wrasse)
Lineage: Eukaryota; Metazoa; Chordata; Actinopteri; Labriformes; Labridae
Gene: vldlr
Product: very low density lipoprotein receptor
Exons: 20
Coding region: 205-2799 (864 amino acids)
Molecular function (GO): calcium ion binding; protein binding
Source: RefSeq, a predicted model, not a curated record
AAGCACCACUAACAAACCAACCGGUCACAAACCGAGGCCGCUCGUUAACCGUCAUAUUUAAGAAAUGGAUUUCAGCUCGAGAGGAGAGAACGGGAGCCCGAACGGCCCAAACGUCGCGUGGUUGUAGAGCGAGAUCAUAAGGCGCGUGGUUUCUGCGCGUCGGUUUCAUUCUCCGGUCACAGUUCUUCCUCUACACAGCGAGAAAUGGUCACGUCCACACCGGGGAUCCUUCUGCUGCCGCUGCUAUUAUGUCUCCAGCACUGCAUGAAAGUCCACGGUACAAAGACAGAAUGUGAGGCUAACCAGUUCCAGUGUGGAAAUGGUCGCUGCAUCCCGUCAGUCUGGCAGUGUGACGGCGAUGAGGACUGCACUGACGGCAGCGACGAGAGCUCCUGUGUGAAAAAGACUUGUGCUGAGCUGGACUUUGUGUGUCGGAACGGCCAAUGUGUCCCGAAGCGAUGGCACUGCGACGGGGAGCCGGACUGUGAGGACGGAUCCGACGAGAGUCUAGAAAUCUGCCACACAAGGACGUGUCGUGUGAAUGAGUUCAGCUGCGGAGCCGGCUCCACUCAGUGUAUCCCCAUCUUCUGGAAAUGUGACGGAGAGAAAGACUGUGACAACGAGGAGGAUGAAGUUAACUGUGGUAACGUGACCUGCGCUCCCAAUGAGUUCACAUGUGCAAGCGGUCGCUGCAUCUCCAAAAACUUUGUGUGUAAUGGUGAGGACGACUGUGGCGACGGCUCAGAUGAGGUGGACUGUGCUCCGUCUUCCUGCAGUCCCAGUGAGUUCCAGUGUGGGAACUCAUCAUGUAUCCCAGCCAGCUGGGUGUGUGACGACGAUGUUGACUGCCAGGAUCAGUCGGAUGAGUCACCGUCCCGCUGCGGCCGUCACCCGACGCCCCCGGCCAAGUGUUCGUCCAGUGAGAUGCAGUGUCGCUCGGGAGAGUGCAUUCACAAGAAAUGGAGGUGUGAUGGUGACCCUGACUGCAAGGAUGGCAGCGAUGAAGCUAACUGUCCGGUUCGUACCUGUGGACCGGAUCAGUUCAAAUGUGAUGAUGGAAGCUGCAUCCUGGGUAGCAGACAGUGUAACGGCCUCAGAGACUGCAGCGACGGAUCAGACGAAGUCAGCUGCAAAAACAUGACCCAGUGUAACGGUCCAGAGAAAUUCAAGUGUCGCAGUGGGGAGUGUAUCGAGAUGAGUAAAGUUUGCAACAAAGCCCGAGACUGUCCGGACUGGAGCGACGAACCCAUCAAGGAAUGCAAUCUAAACGAGUGUCUACUGAACAACGGCGGCUGCUCUCACAUUUGCAAAGACAUGGUGAUCGGCUUUGAGUGUGACUGCACACCUGGACUCCAGCUCAUCGACCACAAGACCUGCGGUGACAUCAACGAGUGCCUAAACCCCGGCAUCUGCAGUCAGAUCUGCAUCAACCUAAAGGGAGGAUACAAAUGUGAGUGCCACAAUGGCUACCAGAUGGAUCCGACCACCGGAGUCUGCAAGGCUGUUGGUAAGGAGCCCUGCCUGAUCUUCACUAACCGCCGUGACAUCCGUCGUCUGGGCCUGGAGAGGAAGGAGUACACUCAGAUCGUGGAGCAGCAGAGGAACACUGUCGCUCUAGAUGCGGACUUUGACCAGCAGAUGAUCUUCUGGGCUGACCUGGGUCAGAAGGCCAUUUACAGCACCGUGUUGGAUAAGCGAGGGGAUGUCAGCACACACAACAAAGUGAUCGAUAAUGUCCAGACACCUGUGGGAGUUGCUGUAGACUGGAUCUAUAAGAGCUUGUACUGGUCUGAUCUGGGUACCAAAACCAUUUCUGUCGCCAACUUCAAUGGAACCAAGCAGAAAGUCCUGUUCAACAGAGACCUCAAAGAACCAGCUUCCAUCGCUGUGGAUCCACUGUCUGGGUUUCUUUACUGGUCUGACUGGGGCGAGCCAGCAAAGAUUGAGAAAUCUGGUAUGAACGGAGUGAACAGGCAGGUUCUGGUGGCUUCAGACAUCCAGUGGCCAAAUGGGAUCACCCUGGAUCUGAUCAAAGGCCGGUUGUACUGGGUUGACUCCAAACUGCACAUGCUCUGUAGCGUUGACCUGAAUGGUGACAACAGAAAGAAAGUCCUCCAGUCCUCGGAUUAUCUGGCCCAUCCCUUCGCUCUUACUGUUUUUGAGGACCGAGUCUUCUGGACAGACGCGGAGAAUGAAGCCAUCUACGGGGCAAACAAAUUCACUGGUUCGGACAUUGUGACGCUUGCAAGCAACCUGAACGACCCCCAGGACAUCAUUGUGUACCAUGAGCUGAUCCAGCUGUCAGGUACUAACUGGUGUGCAGAGAAGGGUGAAAACGGAGGCUGUAGCUACAUGUGUCUACCUGCCCCACAAAUCAACAAACACUCUCCCAAAUACACCUGCGUGUGUCCAGAGGGACAGGAGCUGGCUGCUGAUGGUUUACGCUGCAGACCUGACUCUUCUACCAAAGGUCCCUCAAAGGAUGCUGGGAAAGCUAUAAUCCAGCCACCCAAAGAGGCCAAUGUGAGCACAUCGAUCCAGGUGGACUCAACAGCUAAAGGAUCGGCUGCUGCCUGGGCCAUACUGCCUGUCUUGCUGUUAGCAAUGGCUGCAGCAGGCGGUUACCUGAUGUGGAGGAACUGGCAGCUGAAGAACCAGAAGAGCAUGAACUUUGACAACCCAGUCUACUUGAAGACCACAGAAGAAGACCUUAACAUAGACAUCACCCGACACGGCGCCAACGUGGGGCACACAUACCCAGCUAUUUCUAUAGUGAGCACAGAUGACGAUAUAUCAUGAUCGUCUGCUUUUUUAUGGUGCCCUGAAGAGAUGCAUGGUGCCGCCUCGUUCCAAUGCCGCCGGUUGUCCGUAACAGCAGCCACAGCAGCAGCAGCCCUUACAGUACGACCACAUGCCUUCUGAAGUGCAUUAUGUCAUCAUCUGUGGAGAGGAUGACCCAAUGAAAUGUUAUUUAUUAUGUGAAUACUACAGUGAAUCAUAACUCUUCUGUCCAAAGUUUUGAGGGCUUUUUUUUUUCUUUAUGCUUUGGUUUCUUUUUUGUUUUUGGGCCUCGGCUAUGCUUACCAUCAUCUUUGCCCCAUCCCCUAAAGGAGUAGAAGCAUUUUAUUCAACAGAUGAGGAAACUGCGAGAAUGUCUGCACUUUUAUGGGACUCUGGACUGGAAACCUGAUAAGAGGACUCAGUCAUUCUCUCUAGAAAUGGAUCAACUGUGCUUGAUGGGAUUUCAAAGUGGAUUUGCGCUGUCAGCAUUUGCGUAAAGGACUCUGAGAGACUCCUGUUUGACCUUAUUCAGAAAGAAGAUGGAUGGGGAAACUUGGUCCAAACUGUAUUUUUUGCUUACUUUAUUGCAGCAGGCUCAGAUGUGUGAAUAUUUAUGUAUGUUUGUUUCUGGCGGUAAAGUAAGAUGUAAGUUUUCUUUCAUUUGUCCAUUUUUAUUUACGAUUUCUCUCAAAAGGUACCUCCUGCGGUGCAUUCUUACAAGCUGUUUUUCCAAUCAGUGUUAUUAUUAUGAUUAUUAUUAUCAUUGUUAUUAUUAGAAGCUAUGUAAGGAUCACCAUGGUUACAGCAUUUGUAAACAUUGUACAUAUGAAUCCAUCACAACGUUCGAUCAGGACUCUCUUCAAUGCACUUUGAUCAAAUGUUUCUCCUGUAAAUAAGAUUGUAUACAUUUGACUUGAAAUCAAUUUUUUGCUAUGGUUGGGCAUCAUACCAGGGUUAGAGUUCAGAUGUAAUUUAACAACAAAGAAAAAACACAAAAAAAUGAGAAAAAUCACUACAGCUGAAUUUGGUAAAACUAUUUUGUAUGUUUAUGUGCUGUUGCUGUGAACUUUUCUAGCCGUGUACAGUGAGGGGAACUUAAAGAGGUCUGUAUCUGUGAAGAAACUGAUUUGCAAAUCACUUGAAUUAAAUCUAAUCCACAACAUUGUUGAAAA